Molecule: messenger RNA, 8789 nt
Organism: Toxorhynchites rutilus septentrionalis
Lineage: Eukaryota; Metazoa; Arthropoda; Insecta; Diptera; Culicidae
Gene: Bsg
Exons: 10
Coding region: 453-2858 (801 amino acids)
Biological process (GO): cell-cell adhesion
Cellular component (GO): cell-cell junction
Molecular function (GO): cell adhesion molecule binding
Source: RefSeq, a predicted model, not a curated record
UUACUCAUCCACCACACAAUUGUAUCUCUGUGUGGGUGUACACUAUUCCCAACAUUGGUUAUCUGUCAAAAAGUUAUUGAAAAAUUUUCACUUCGCUCGAUCUUAAGCAAAAAUCGUCUCGCAUUCGUCGUCCCACACGCACGGGGAAAUCAGUGUCCUGAUGAUAUAAGGCAAAAGAGAGGAGCAGAAGAAGAAGAGUGUGUGUGAGAGCGAAAGCGCGUCGGAAAUCCUGUGUUGUAAGUCCGAAGUGAGUGAGUGCACAAGAAUAUCGGGUAGCAGCCAAGCGAGUAAAACUGGAGCAGCAAAGUGGAUCAUUCCUAGAUCGCCGUGUGGAGCAGUGCAAGCAGCCAGAAGCUUUUCCCGAUAGGAGCUAGCCCCUGGUUUCGUCCGAGACUAGCCGCCGCUUCCAUCCGAGUUCGACCAGCAAUAUCGGCGUGAGGGAAACGCACCGGAUGUUUCAUUUUUUUGAUGAAAUCGGGUCAAUAAUCACCAAGAUGGAGUGCAAAUUGAUUUCGCGAUACACGCCGCUGUUCGUGCUAUUUUUAGCAUCACUAGUGAAUGCACAAACAGUAGGUCGUAAGCGGGAAAUUGACAAUUUAUAUCAAACAUUCUAUUACGGAGACUCGAAAGCCGAGGUUGGUAAGCCUUUCUCGAUCUCGUGCAUUAUAUCGAUCGCCGAUCAGGUUGAGUGGCACAAGGACGGCGAACCCAUCCGACAGCAUUCCAAUAUUCGACACGGCAAAGACGAGCAUUCCUACUUCAUAAGCGAGAUGGGAAUCGCAGGCAAUUCGGCCAAAGUCGUAGCAACGAUUAGUGUUCAACGUGCCCUUCCGAAACACGAAGGCCGCUAUAAGUGUAAUUCAUUGGACACAAACUCUUUCAUGCUGGAAGUCCAUCGGAACUCGUCUUCCAGAGCCAGUGGCACCAGCGGUAGCAGUGGUGGGAGUGGCGCUGGCAGUCACGAAAGCACCGGUCGGAAGAUGGUGGAACCAAUGCUGGACAAAUUGGACGAGCCUCUUGUUGGACCACAGCUUCUGGUGACCAUGAAACCAACAUUGAUUACCUCAAUAGCAGAAUCACACUAUCCGCUUUCUACCGCUGGCUCGUUAAUGCCCUUCAAUGAACACAGCGUUGUACAGGAUAUGGACCAAAGGCAGCAACAACAUUCCCAGCAUCACCACCAUCACCAUCCACCGGUGAACAAUAAAUCUGGUAAAUCCGACGACAAACAAAAGUUCCAGCAUGCUUUCAAAGCAGACUCGGUUCGAUUCAUGAAUAAAAAUCAGGAACAAAUGGAAAAAGAAACCCAAACCCAUCCGAACGCUGGAGGGGACCCGUACGAAAACGACCAACUGCUCGGCGGUAAAGUUAAUAAGGCUACCGACGAAGAUGAAUAUCCCAGUACAGCGGAGAGUCACAGCAGAAAUAUCAGCAACAACAAUGGCAGGGAUAACGGUAAUGAAGAUGCUGUUGAAAAUAAGCGUAAUGAGCAGCGAACCGUUGUUGACGCCUUGGAUAAUACGGGCCGCGCUGCUCAUGGCGUCAUUCCUCCGAUACGGGAAGAAGAAAAUGCCGAGAAUGAUGAUGACGAUGAAAGCCCAAUCACAGCGGAUGAUAGCGUUCAAGAGCUUGAAAACGACGGUAACGAUAAUGAGAAAAUCGUCCCGUACGAAGAUGAUUCUAUUUUCAUUGAAAGCAGAGGCUCGAUCGAGGACAGUAUCGAUACACUGAUACACAACAAAAGCGAGAUUAAUGGCGUUAUCCGAGUUGAAAGUGACGAGGAUCCCUAUCACCGCCAACGAAUGGACUUGAGAGAGCUUGAACGACUUCGAGAGGAGAAAGCAGUACUCGUUGCCGAGGUUCCAACUGCCAGCACUUCUACGACGGCUCUGAUGAUCGUGCACAAUACUACCCUGCUAGUGACCACAACAACUGCGGUGAUGACCACUCCAGCAAGUACAACCGCGAAGCAUGUGGAACCGGUACACGGCCAUGGUAGUGAAGGACAGCAACAUCACCAUCAUCACCACCACGAUCGUGAACAUCAGGAGAAACAACACCAACAGCAGCAGCACUCGACGACUGCGGUUCCAGAUGUCUUACACCCAAACUACGACGAUCCUAGCAAUAACCUAAAGUACUACGAUAUUGCGAAAGCGCUGACGCUUGGUUGUAACAUCACGAAGGAGGGUGAUUAUGAGUUAAGUUGGUCAAAAGACGGUGUCAAUGUAAGCGAGAUCGAAUCGCUAAAGGGUCGGCUCAGAAUACUGAAAGAUGAGCGUAAAUUCAUAAUCACCAAGACGCACGAAAGCGACGCCGGCUCCUACACAUGUAGCGUGCGAGCACUGAAUGCAUCUAAAACUUUUAAUGUAGUAGCAAAUGUUAUGGUUAAAUUUGAAAGCACAGAAAUAGGAAAAACAAACAUUGUGGAAGGCGAAACACUAUCGCUGCACUGUAUAGCGUACGGAUCGAAUCCAAGGAUAACCUGGAUAAUCGGUAACACCAGCUACAGCACGGGGACAGAGCACAUCCUGCUGGAGGAAGACGACAAAGGUGUCGAGAAUGCCCGGCUAACCAUUAAGAGUAUCGCUCUCAGUGACUAUAACGAUUACACCUGCGAAGGCCGGAACAACGCCACAGAUAUCACGGGUAAACCGGCACAAAUCACGAUGACCGUUAGGAUUAGAGGAAAAUACGCCGCGCUCUACGUUUUCAUUGGUAUCAUUGCCGAAGUUAUACUGUUAUGUCUGAUCAUUUUGAUAUGCGAAAGAAGAAGAAACAAGACGGAAAUUGAGGAAAGCGACACCGAUCAGAGUCCGGACCAGAGAAGGAGAAAAAGUUCGCGAAACUAUAACUAAUAACAAAUUCCAUAAGAGAAAUUCAUUAAGAAGUUGUUAUUAAAGAAAAUUUAGCUAUAAAAAAAAGAAGAGCAAUGAAGGGAAGAAGAUUAUUAUACUUACUAAAACACGAUGGAAAAUGCCGGUAAAAGAUACCUUACUAACUAAUCCUAGCUACAGACAACUUCUCAACAGUUGCCAGGAAUUCAAAUAAGCAAGUGAGUUCAAUUAACUUGAAAGGAUUGAGAUUGACUAAAUGAAGAUGCGGACUAACCACGAAGAUAGCUCAAGAACUAUCACUCGGCGCGUUCAAGUCAAUGAGAAUAAAGCCCACCAGACAAUUCAUUCGAGCAGAUGAACUAAACCAAUAAACCCCAGGAAUACCAAGAAAUAAAUCGAAGCAAUUGAACUCACUGACGAAACCAUACAAGGUGGAAGCCAAUUGGUCUCCAAAUUCGUUUACAAAACCCAAAGGGCAAAAAAAUAUCCCAAACCCUUUUUGAGGAUGAAAACAAAUAAAAAAUAAGAAAUAUAUGCCACUGCUGCCCUCAUCAAAAAAAAAAAAUAAAACAAAAAUCAACGCAUCCCAAAAUGCGGACCAAUGAUGGAUGACCGCAUCCUAGCCGCGAUCGGCUGCUUAAAAAAAUUGAAAGCUUUAAAUAAUUUAAUUCACGAUUUCUCUGUGAUCAACAUCGACUGGUUGAAGAUUUUGUACUUCCAAACAACAAAUCUGGCCACUAGAAACAAGUCUCGAUGACUCGACGAUACGCUGGUUGGGAUCGCCGGUCAUCUCUGCGUUGGUGACCGCACAUGGGUCUAAAUUUUCAGCGUAGGUACCAAUCCAAAACUAUAUGAGAGAAAUGUUUUACGAUCAACAAAAAUGAUGAAGUGAACAAGAGUAAAAAAAACGUCAUCUUAGUGAACAAUAUGUAAAAUUAUCAUCAAACCAAAGUAGUAGCUUAAUAACGCCGUUUGUAUAGGAUAAAAAAUAUGAACAUCGCAAAAACACUUUUUUGUAUGAAAAUUAAGAGAAAAAUAAUACACGCUAAGUUAAACUAGUUAUUAAAACUAGGCGAAAAAAGACUAACCAAGGGUAUCACGUAGAAAAGAACAAAAAAACGCGAUUAAAAAUACUAGCCUAUGAAAAAUUGAACCAAUGGCGCGCAUUGACCCAUCGCAGAAAAAAACAAACAACACAAUCACAUGAGUAGCAGUGUUGCCAGUCGGUCACAAAUCUUUUUAUCGGAAGCGGCAGCAUUCCGCCCGUUUGCGUUCGAAUGUUUGACACGGGAUUCGAUUUAUCGCUUGAGCUGCCACGAGAGUUUCUAUCUACGAGGAAGGAGGUUUGUGUCGUCAAAAAAAACUGUGACGUUAAAAUGUGCGUUUCGCUUGCGAACCAAUGCAACAAGCUAAGAAGAUCCAACAAAGAUCCGCUCGGACUAGUUUAAUAUUACAAAAUGUAGUUCAUUGCGUAGAAACAUUUACGAGUGGAAACAAAACCAUAUUUUCACUCUAGAGUGUUGAUUUGGCGAACAUUUUCGAGUUGAUGUGAGCUAGAACUAAUAGAACAAGCAUUUUCCCUCGAACGGUGGUGGUUUGAUUCUGGGAUAUUUUUGUACUUGAAAAUAGACACUCCAUGCGAAUAAAAGAAAAAGAAUUACAAAGCAACACUACAAGACACAAGCAAAAAUUGGGAGUGUUCUUCGUCAUGUAAAUACUGUAAUAUACUGAAUAAUCUUAUCAGAGCAUGCACGAAAACAGUACCGCGGUUGAGAUAGUUUUUCAUUUCCUCUCAGUGUGUAACUUUCGACUCUUCUGUUGUAUCGGCUAGGAGUGAUCAAUUUUUGACUAGAGUAAUAAUAGUUGCGUUGCAAAUACACAUGGAGAUUUGUGAGAUAAUUUCUACUCGUUACUAGCAGACUAGUAGUAUUCGAUCUAAUUAAUACUAACUAAAAAAAUGAGAAAAUGUAAUACACGCUGUGCUGUUCUAGUCUGACAGCAUUACGAGGCGGGAAACCGAAAGGAAAUCUAAUGAAAAAUUAAGAAUACGCUUUAUCUAGAUGAAAUUUUAAAAUACACCGAAAAACGAUUAGAUAUUUUUUUGUUUUCUGUAUAGAGUUUAAGGGAGUAAGUGAAAUCAAGCUUGACUAAACAAGCUAUGCGCUAGAUUUGUCCGGAAUCGAAUUAAAGUCAACAUACAUUGCGCUUCUGUCGAUAAAUUUCCCUACGUGUAGGUGGAUCUUUCAAUUACUAUUUUUGUCUGACUAGCUUCUUCUUCUUCUUUGUUUUUAAGAGGCUUUAAACUUUGCAGUUCAUUCGCCUCUAAACUCUGACUAGCUCUGUUAGCUUGCUCUAAAAAAUGGACAUUUUUCGGAUGGCGAUAAAAAUACUAAAAAUAAUUUGAUGGGACAAAUUUUCCAUAAAACAUAAUUUCAUUGACCGCGUUACAAAAAUAUUUCGACGCUCUGUCUGGCGGCCUUCCUGCAUUUGGUCGAAAUUUUCGUCAUUGUUGCCGAAAAAAUUUCACAAAACAUACUUGUUGGUAUGUUUUUCAGUUCUUUCUUAGCUUUAUUUAUUACUUUCUCCUCCGUUUUCGUCACGAAAUUGUUGGAGUACACCCUCCGCUUCGGAUUUUCCCAGAAAUUCUCGUUUAGAGGGUUGGUGAACUUCGGAACAACAUCUAUCUUCAGGAGGCGAUCUGGCGUAGUGGUAACAUCCAUGCCUCUCACGCUAAAGGUCACGAGUUCAAUUCUCACUCCCGAAAUUCUUCCAAAAAUGGAAGUAAAAGUGACGAACCAGCCAAAUGAGUUGAAAGUCACUGUAAUUCAGAUAAAAAAAAAAAAAAAAAAAAAAAACAUCUAUCUUCAAGCGGUUCAUCUCCUCCAGCGACUUUUUCGAGAUAUGUAAGAAGUCGGUUGCAUUGAAGUAUAUAGUGUAGGAUAUAGCAACUAUCUUCAAUAUCUUCGCACCCGUGUCCUGAACCUGGGUACUACCACCCUGCUGCUUAUAGGUUCCCACUUCAAGAGUGCCGAGUGGGUUUGCACAUUGAGCAAGAAGCCAACUCCACGGAGGUGUGGAGCGUUGUCACCACGUAUGCCAGACUAUAGUAGUACAUGUCUCGAAGGUAGCCAGUGUUCUCCAAAGUUUGGCCAAUGAAUUUCACUUCAAUUCGUGUCCAUUGUUUCAUGCCAAAAGUCGUUGCCAGGAAACUUUAUAAUAGAUUGUUGAUUUUUUAUGCAGUGGGUUAUUAGCCCGAGAACCUUAUCUUCUGCGGCGGGAUUGUCAAUAUAGAUGUAACUUCGAGGGAAAGGCAUUUCAUAUUCAGCAUUCAUUUAGCGCCACCUGAACCGCGGGAAAGUGAACAACCUUACAAGUCCAUGACGACCCUGACCGGAAAAAAAUCAUUCUCGAUCAUUUUCAGCCUUUGUUUGUAGGUCGUAGCUUGCUGCUCCGACAUGGUCGGUCUUGAUUUACGUUUCCUCAUGAUGAUGCCCAUCUCCGCUAGAUAUUAUUUCACUGUCUGGUCCGUCGCUCCGACCUUCCCAUAACCCAUAGCACGGACCGAUGUAGUCACCAUUUCCUCCGUCUUCUGCUCUAGCUUCAGCUGCUGUCUACGAUCGUGUAGCACCGUCGGACGGCCGGACCAAGGUUCCGUUCAAUGCACUCAUUCUUUUCCAGAAGUGUUAGGAUAUUAUAGAUACCAGAACGGACGUAUUCGGCGGACUGAAAGUAGUUAACAAUAUCCACUUUCAACGCAACGGGAUGGAACUCCCAGUACGCACACACCAUGGAGCGCAGUUGCAUUACUUUUUUCGCUUUAACUUCCGCAGUUCAACUAAUAGCGUUGUCAAAUUUCAUUUGAAAACUCAUGGGCUAUUAAGAUUGAAGCGGCACUAGUGGUCUCAUCAUUAAGUGUUAAGGUGAAGACAUUUAAAAUUUAUCCAUUUUUUAAUGCAUGCGUUAGUCGAGACUUCAACAGCUUUCAAAUACAUUUCCUAUAAGGGUAUGCAUAGUUGUCGUGCGUCACAUGAUUCACCUAUAGAUUAAAUAAUCAAGUGCAAACAUUCAAUCAAGUCGCACUUUUCAAUGCGACAUGGAACAUAAUACCCAACUUUCAAUUGUUGUGCAAAUGAGAUAAUUCUCUUUGCAGCAUAGAAAUUUUUGAAAAAUGUCGAAUCGACCAAAGGACCGGUAUUUCAGUAGUGUUUUGCUAGUGUCUGCGGCACCCAAUUAGCAACUAGCAAGAGCACUAUCGCAUUAUUCUACUGACCACUCUUCCAUUAUUUAUCAAAACCAAUAAGUUCUACCCUAAAACGAAUAAUAUCGAAAGUAAAGCAGAUUACAUACCAGUUGGAUUGAACGUAGUCUCCAACUAUACUAAACAAAGUUUUGGUGAAUACAUUAAUGUUGUUCUUUAAAGUUAACGAAAAUGUGUUGAGUUACUGUCAAUUGUUUUAUUCCACAACUAUAGAAAACUAUUUUCCGUUGAUUCUAUAAACAAACUUAUUUCUUGUGUUGAUAAUCUUCAAAUCAUUAUUUUGCUCACUUUAUAUUGUAUGUCAACUUGAGAUGUGAAAUUCAUUAUAACAAAACAAAAGAGUGCUCCAAUGUUCCUCUUGUUCUAGGAAUACUUAAAGUAUUGAUUUUACAAUGCUUCGGAGUGUAUGGAAAGUAUCAUCUUGAAUAACUUCUAUGCUAUCGUCGAUCGCCUCCACACUGUUAUUUCCCUUCCACGUUCCCCACCGGUUGAUGUACGGUGUGACACAAGCAAACUUUCUCGGAGAAGAUCCGGUGUAAAUAUUGGUAAAACAAACCCACACCGUUGGGCCUCACUGUGCCCCGCUCGACCACCCGAGGACAUAUUUUUUUAUCGGUGGUGAACAUAACAGCGAUUGACAAAAACAAGAAAAAAUAUAUUUCACGCAUCUCACUACACACUUACUAAAUUCUUACACGAAUUGAUGUUUCGAGUAACACACCCAUAACACGAGGAACUUCGCAAAAUGUUUCAAUCAAAAUAACCACAUUCGAUAGACGUAAUGAAUAUUUGCAAAUAAAAAAAAUUAAAACAAAACAUAAAUAACUAAACUUACAACGUGAAAAUGCUGCACUUCCCAAAACAUAAACGAAAAACAACCAAGCAUAAAACAAGCAGGCAAGACUAAAUGCAUUGUAAAAUUGCUGAAUGAAAGAUGAUAAGCAAACACACAUUUUUAGAAGCACGAAGUUGAUCAACCAAAUAAAUUAAGGCAUAUACACUAUAAGAAAGAAAAAAAAAACCGGGGGAAUAAAUGAUGCAACAGACAAAAAUGAUAACGAUUAACAACAGAAGCAUUUGAUUGUUUAUUAUUCCCUGUAAAAUCCAGAGUUGUUGAAUUAUUACUUAAUAUCACACAUUUUGCUAGUUGUUGUAAGCGGAGUGACGAGAAAAAUGUGGAAGUAAACUAAUCAACUAUUGAAACUCAGUUGGAACCUAUAAACAAGAACCACAGUGAAUCAAUUCAAACAAAACAUAACAUUGAUACCCUACGUCUAACGAUUAUAACGUCGGUAGGGCGAUUUGUCUGAGUUUGUGAAAUUUUCGUACGUAUUUCGUAUAAUUUAGAUAAUGAAAAAAAAUAGAUAAAGGUAAUGUCAGCUAUUUACCAGUUCAGUUUAAUCUUACAUCUAUAGAUAUAAAUAAUGUACACGUAGACUUUUACUUGGUGCGUAAUAUCAUCGGUUCAUUGUAUCUUUACGAGAAUGGUUCAUUUUCAGCAGACAAAACACAAAAUGCAACAAACCAAACCAGAUUGAAGAAAGAACACAACACAAAACAUGCCGUUUGGAGGAGAAAACAGACAGGAAAUCGUAGAAUAUUUAAUAAAAUCUGAGAGACAAAGAAAUGGGGAACUACAGAUAUUGUUAUGUAUAAUGUUUGACCAAUAAAAAGUGAACAGUUGAUUUAAAAUA